This is a messenger RNA of Astyanax mexicanus (Mexican tetra), 1446 nucleotides long. RefSeq names its product polymeric immunoglobulin receptor-like. Lineage: Eukaryota; Metazoa; Chordata; Actinopteri; Characiformes; Acestrorhamphidae. The coding region runs from base 76 to 1446 and encodes 456 amino acids. The transcript is spliced from 6 exons. The record is from RefSeq and is a predicted model, not a curated record.
ACCAAUCGAUCUUAGGUCAGUUGGGGACUACUUGUACUACUUGCCAAAAGUUGACGACCCCAUGUGGAAAUUACAAUGAAGAUCCUGUUUAUUUUCAUCAUUUACCAGAUCAAAGAUCUACUGGAUUGUGUGGACGUUGUUGGCUAUUCAGGAAGAAGUGUCAUCAUAAACUGCAGUUACUCAGCAGAGUUUCGAGCUCAGGAGAAAGUUCUCUGCAGAAGAGCACAGAUCUGUGAGACCAUGAUAAGAACGAAUGCUUCAAAUCAGUGGGUUCAUAAUGAUAAAUUCCACUUGUAUGAUGACAAAAAUGCAUCAGUCAUUACAGUGUUUAUCAGUAAUCUGAUUUGGCAGGAUGCUGGAACUUACAGGUGUGCAGUUGUAGAAGAGUCUGCAUACAGGACUGUCCAAGACUGGGAUCUGAAAGUGAAAGAAGAUGGGGACGGCGGGAAGUUAAAGACAGUCACAGCUCAGCUUGGACACAGCGUCUCCUUCAGUUGUGAAUAUUCCGAAAUAAAGAAAAUUACCCCCAAAUAUUUAUUCAAAAUGCAAGAUCCCUCUGCUGAACUACCGAGGCCUAACUCUGCAACACCGGUGAGAGUGCAAGAGGACUUCAAGAGACUGUUCCUCAUCUCUGACCAGAGAGACUUAAACAUGUUUAGAGUUAGAAUCGAACAUGUGACGGUAGAAGAUACUGGCCUUUAUUUCUGUGGAAUUCAAACCAGCGUAAACACAGUCAGCUACGUCUCUGCAAUCAGAAAUAUCCAACUGUUUACUGCCGGCAGAGUUAUGAUUGGUUAUGAAGGUGAUGUGGUCCAGAUCAGAUGUCCUUAUGCCUCAAACUAUAAACAGCAUUUAAAACAUUUCUGUAAGGAAAAUGAAGAGAAAGAGUGUUUGACAGAACAGAGCAACCUUCAACCUUCAACUCAGCUCCAGAACAGGGAGGAGAGAUUCACUCUGAAUAACAACAUCACCACUGGAGUCUUUACUCUGACCAUCAGAGGACUGACUGCAGAGGAUGCUGGGAAAUACUGGUGUGCUGUGAGGACAGGAGACAUCUUGAUGAAGUAUCUCUCCAAUGAACUGAAGGUCAUCAUGAAACAAGAGCUUCGUGUGAUUGGACAUCAAGCACUCAAUGCAUCCAUCAACUGCAUCUCUUCUAGAACAAUCGACUCUGAGAAGAAAAAUAAUGUAAAGGUCUUCUGCAUGGGGAAACAUCCCUCCAUCUGUGACGAAUAUGGAGUAAGAGUAUCAUCAGAGAGAAACAGGAGAGGCAGAUUCUCUCUGAGUGAUGAUGCAUCUUCAGGAAUCUUCACGGUGAGCAUCACUGAUCUGAGAGAAGAAGACUCCGGGACGUACUGGUGUGGAGAAGAGAGCUCUGGAUCUGCCAUCUACACCAAAGUUCAUCUGCAAGUUACGAAAGAGCACAGCUACAUUAAGCAAUGUUAA